Messenger RNA from Cotesia congregata, 1101 nucleotides. Lineage: Eukaryota; Metazoa; Arthropoda; Insecta; Hymenoptera; Braconidae. The record is from the annotation of a GenBank genome assembly.
AUGAUGGCUAACUGUGUGAGGAAUAUCAGCCGUGAGGCUUCUCGACAUUCUGGACCGUCAACAAAAGUAACAGUAACACGAGAAGAGGCACUUGAAAUUUACAAAAAAUUACAUACUAUCAGACGAAUUGAAACUGCUGCUGGUAAUCUUUAUAAAGAAAAAAUAGUCCGUGGAUUUUGUCACUUGUAUUCUGGACAAGAAGCAUGUGCAGUAGGAAUGACUGCAGCCUUGAGACCCCAGGACUCUGUGAUCACAGCUUACCGUGCCCACGGUUGGACUUACUUGAUGGGUAUUCCACCAGUAGGAGUACUGGCUGAGUUGACGGGUAGACAAAGUGGUAAUGCGCGUGGUAAGGGAGGUUCUAUGCACAUGUACGCCAAAAAUUUCUACGGUGGAAACGGUAUCGUUGGUGCUCAGGUUCCACUGGGAGCUGGAAUAGCUUUUGCACACAAGUACAAAGGAGAUGGAGGAGUAUGUUUAGCAUUGUACGGUGACGGAGCCGCCAAUCAAGGUCAAAUUUUUGAAGUUUACAAUAUGAGUAAAUUGUGGGAUGUUCCUUGCAUUUUUAUCUGUGAAAAUAAUCAGUAUGGGAUGGGUACAAGUGCUGAAAGAGCUGCUGCUAAUACAGAGUAUUACACCCGUGGUGAUUACAUACCUGGAAUCUGGGUUGAUGGUAUGGAUGUAUUAGCUGUCAGAGAAGCCAUGAGAUUUGCGAUUAAGCACUGUACAUCUGGCAAAGGACCACUUGUAAUGGAAACAAUGACAUACAGAUACAGUGGUCACAGUAUGUCAGAUCCUGGUACCAGUUACAGAACAAGAGAAGAAAUUCAAGAAGUCAGACAAACUCGUGAUCCAAUUACUGGUUUCAAAGAAAGAAUUCUUAAUGCUAAUCUCGUUACUGCUGACGACUUGAAGAAAUUGGAGUCAGAAAUAAAGAAGGAAGUUGAUGAAGCUGUAAAAAUUGCCAAAGCCGACAAAGAAAUUGAUGAUCACGAGCUCAGUGCUGAUAUUUAUGCCAAUUGCUUGGAAAGUGAAAUUCGUGAUGUCACACCAUUUACUUCCCUAAAGCACAGUAGAAUCGGGCCAGCCGUCAACGCUUAA